Molecule: messenger RNA, 827 nt
Organism: Lolium rigidum
Lineage: Eukaryota; Viridiplantae; Streptophyta; Magnoliopsida; Poales; Poaceae
Product: protein REVEILLE 5-like
Exons: 2
Coding region: 93-812 (239 amino acids)
Molecular function (GO): DNA binding
Source: RefSeq, a predicted model, not a curated record
UCAGUGUUGUUCCUGCUCCUGCGGCUGCAAGAAAAUUUCUCAGCUUUGCUCCUGAGAGAGAGAGAGAGACAAAUAACAGAGAGGGAAAGACGAUGGCAGCGACGAUGAGAGGCCAGAGGAUGCCGGCGGCGCCGUUCCCGGCAGCGGAGAAGAAGAACAAGCUCCGGAAGCCGUACACGAUCACGCGGCCGCGGGAGAGGUGGACCGACGAGGAGCACGAGCGUUUCCUCCACGCCCUCUACCUGUUCGGCCGCGACUGGAAGAUGAUCGAGGCGUUCGUGUCAACAAAGACGAGCGUGCAGAUCCGCAGCCACGCCCAGAAGCACUUCCUCAAGGCCCAGAAGCUCGGCCUCGGGGAGUGUCUCCCGCCGCCGCUCCACCCUCGCCGCGCCGACCUCCUCCGCCACCAGCCGCCGCCGGUCCAUCCCGACGCCGACAUGCUCCUGCCGAGCAUGGACUGGCCAUGCGCGUCGCCUGAGCCUCGUGUCCCGGACAUUCAACACGACAUCGACAUGCUGGUGCCAAACAUGGACUGGGCGUACGCGUCUCCCGAACCUUGCGUCCCGGACCUCCAACACGACGCGCAGGCCGGAGUAUGGCCGGAUCACGAGAGCGCUCCCCAGGACGAAGAAACCAUCGAGCUCCCGUUGUCUCCCGACGACCUGCGCUUCGCACAGGUCUACCGAUUCGUCGGCGACGUCUUCGCCGCCUCCGACGCGGCUGUUCCGGUGGAGGCGCAUCUUCAGAGGCUGCAGCUGCACGGCGUGGAUCCCCUCGUCCUGGACACGGUAAGCACUUCAGCUGCAUGCUGAACCCGUGUUACCAUA